Molecule: messenger RNA, 3337 nt
Organism: Anoplopoma fimbria (sablefish)
Lineage: Eukaryota; Metazoa; Chordata; Actinopteri; Perciformes; Anoplopomatidae
Product: glycerol-3-phosphate acyltransferase 4
Exons: 13
Coding region: 657-2030 (457 amino acids)
Biological process (GO): triglyceride biosynthetic process
Cellular component (GO): endoplasmic reticulum
Molecular function (GO): glycerol-3-phosphate O-acyltransferase activity
Source: RefSeq, a predicted model, not a curated record
GUUGAGCUGAGCGAUCAGCCGAGGGGACGGUCCUUUCUAAUACGUAGCCAGCAGCGAGCCGCCCGUUGUCAGCCCGUGUUGUUCGCCGGGUGGAGUUUGGCUACAGUCGGCAAGACAAAGACAAGUGAUUGACCGGUGAAGCCUUACUGUACCGGGGCUAGGACGCGACGGGACUACAGGUCCGGGUCACACACACACACAGCUGCUGGCUCCUCUCCAGACAUCAACCACCUGCUGGGCCCUGUUGUUUCAUUGUUUACAUGUCUUCAUUGUUUUAACAGCAAAGGACAUCUGGAAAAUGUAAUUGCAGAGCAGCUGCUUUUUAAAAAAAAAAAAGACUUUACAUUUAUUUUCCUGGGAUUUCAUUCAACUGAGCUCCAGAGCACAAUUGAUGGUGACAAUAAUGCAAAUCAUUGAUAUGGCCCAAGAGGGCAACGUUAAGAUGGCCCCUUCUACUUGUGUUGAUUCUCUGUUCAAUGUGAGGAGCUCCAACCCCUAGUUAUCUUGAUGAAGGCCUUUUUCUGACAAAAGAUAAGGGCCACUUGGGGGGGCCAGGAGGUGAAGCGCUGUAGCUCCUCUGCCAUCUGCUUUGCCCUCUGAUUUCAACAAUUUUGAUAGAUUUCAUCGCCACCCCCCCUCCUCCCCCUAAAUUCAAGAUGGAGCUCUUCUUCAACCCUUUCGACAACUUGGUGUGUAUCCUGCUGGGCAUCUCCUUAACCGUCUGGUUCACUCUGCUGUUGGUCUUCAUUAUCGUGCCGGCCAUCUUUGGGGUGUCCUUUGGCAUCCGACGUCUGUACAUGAAAACCCUAUUAAAGCUCUUUGAGUGGGCCACACUAAGGAUAGAGAGAGGAGCAAAAGAAAAGAACCACCUCUUGUACAAACCCUACUCAAAUGCUAUCAUUGCCAAGGAGCCCACCUCUUUGGAGGAGGAGAUCAAGGGGAUCCGGCGGAGCGGCAGCAACAGGGAACUGAACUCUGCCCCCGAGUUUGAGAUGUCUGACAUCUUUUAUUUCGCUCGGCGAGGAGUGGGGAGCAUCAUGGACGAUGAGGUGACCAAGCGGUUCUCCGCUGAGGAGUUGGAGUCCUGGAAUCUGCUGACCCGCAGCAACAACAACUUCCACUACAUCAGCCUGAGGCUGACCGUCCUAUGGGGGCUGGGCCUGCUGAUCCGCUACGGCUUCCUGCUGCCUCUCAGGGUAACUCUUGCCUUCACUGGUGUUGGCCUCCUUGUGUUCCUCACCUGUGUCAUUGGGCUGCUGCCAAAUGGAAGGUUAAAAAACUUUCUCAGUCAGCAAGUCCAUUUGAUGUGCUACAGAAUCUGUGUCAGAGCUCUGACUGCCAUUAUAACCUACCAUGACAGUGAGAAUAAACCCAAGAAUGGAGGUAUCUGUGUCGCCAACCACACCUCACCUAUUGAUGUCAUCAUCCUGGCCAGCGAUGGCUGCUAUGCUAUGGUUGGCCAAAUCCACGGUGGCUUGAUGGGGGUCAUUCAGAGAUCCAUGGUCAAGGCCUGCCCACACAUUUGGUUUGAACGCUCAGAAGUCAAAGACAGACAUCUAGUGGCCAAAAGAUUGAGUGACCAUGUAGAAGAUAAAUCUAAACUGCCCAUUCUCAUUUUCCCUGAAGGUACUUGCAUUAACAACACAUCAGUUAUGAUGUUUAAGAAGGGCAGUUUUGAGAUUGGCGCCACAGUCUACCCUGUGGCUAUUAAGUACGACCCCCGAUUUGGAGACGCCUUCUGGAAUAGCAGCAAGUUUGGAAUGGUCAACUACCUGUUGCGUAUGAUGAGCAGCUGGGCCAUCGUCUGCAGUGUGUGGUACCUUCCUCCCAUGUCCAGAGAGGAGGAUGAGGAUGCUGUACAGUUUGCCAAUCGUGUGAAGGCCGCCAUAGCCAGGCAAGGAGGACUGGUGGACCUGCUGUGGGAUGGAGGAUUGAAGCGAGGAAAGGUAAAAGAUACCUUUAAAGAAGAGCAGCAGAAGCUGUACAGUAAAAUGCUGGUGGGCACCCAAGAGGACCGCAGUCGCUCCUGAAGGACCUGUGUGGGGUGGACUGGCUCAGAGACCCACUUGGGCUCCUCUGACUAAACAGGCAGUCAGCAGUGCUUCCUCUCUACAGGAGCUCCUGGACUGGAAAAUCUCCCUCUCUGGUGUCAACAGUACUCCAUUUGGCUUCCUCGGUCACUGCCUCAGCCAGGCUUGUUCAGUUUGCGUCGUUGUUACGGGUCAUUCUGAGUCUGCUUCCCUUUCUUGGAAAAGCUCGACUGAAGCCCUGCUUGCAUUAGAAUGAAAAUAUGGUGCGCACAGAAAAAGGAGCAUUGUCUUCCUUGUUGGCAGUCUUUUGAGGGAAAACUUGUGUUAUUAUCUAUAAUUGAGUUACUGUCUUUGUUUGGUAGUUUUCAUUUAACUGUAAUGUUUUUUAUCACACUGUGUUAAAGUUACAGAGCUGAUUAUACAAGGAAUAGAAGAGAGUUACUGUAGAUGAGAACUAGUUUGUUCUAAAGCUAACAACCUGUGACUGAGUUGGGGAUUUGCAUGACUGGGUUGCGCCCAUGAUUUGGGGCACAACGCCAGAUUUUGUUACAUUACAAAUAUUUUUAUGGGCUUUUUCCAAGAUAAAACAAACUUGUAUUUUAAGCUUUGUGUUUUACAUUAAGACCUAUAUCAAAAUAUGUGGUCACUGUAGGAGUAACAUUUCACAGGAGCUCUUCAUAUGUUGUAUGUUUCUGUGUUUCUUCCAUGGAAUGUGUAAAUCCUCACAUUAUGAAACGGAAAUAGUGCACCCACAGUUACUGGGAUGGAGGUUUGUGUAUUGAGGCAGAUAUUCCUCAGUGUUAAAGCUAAUAAUGCAGCGUAACUGGAGUGAAAGGGUUUAAGGUGCAUUCAGUGAGAAUGUAUUUGGGAUGCCUUUAGCAUUGCCCCUUUAAAGCCCAUUGCACACAGGAAGUGACGUGAUGGCCAUCACAAUUGGUCUCGUGACUAAAAUAUUGUUAUGACAAUUAGAUGAUACGUACUCAUACUAAUACACUUCCAAGCAGUCAUCAUGUUCUACAUUGGCUUCCUGGAUCGUAUGGUUACUAUCUUGCCUAAUUUAUUUUAAGUGAACUCUACAAGCUAUUGUCUUUAUCCCCCCUACAUCAUCAGUGGUCUUUCUCCCACCUGGUUGUCUCCUCACAGAGGUUUCACAGAGAGUGCUUCUGUCAUCUGGACUCCCCAUUAGGCUGGAGUUAUGGAGGUUUCUCCCUGAGGCCUUCGUCCCUCUAGUAUACGGUUAUCAGGAAGAUUAUUUUGGAUUGUGUCAAAUCUGUUCAUCAAAAUAAAUGUUCAAGAAUGUGACUCGA